AUGUCCGAGACUAAAACCGACUUCCUUCACCAGCCCGCCGUCCGCGCGGUGCUUCCCUUUGUCAACGGCGGUAUCUCGGGUAUGGUCGCGACCACUAUCGUCCAGCCCAUCGACAUGGUCAAGGUUCGCAUCCAGCUCGCCGGUGAAGGUACCGCCGGUGGACCCAAGCCCACUGCUCUCGGCGUCACCCGCCAGAUCAUCACGUCGGGCAAGUUCCUCGACCUCUACACUGGUCUUUCCGCUGGUCUCCUCCGUCAGGCCAUCUACACCACCGCGCGUCUCGGCUUCUUUGAGAAGUUUAUGAUUGCGAUCAACGAGCGGGCCAAGGUGAACGGCACGACUGUCGGGUUCGCAGAGCGUGCUGCCGCUGGUCUCGGUGCUGGUGGUAUCGCCGCCUUCAUUGGAAACCCCUGUGACCUCGCACUCAUCCGUAUGCAGUCGGACGGCCUCAAGCCCCCAGCUGAGCGGGCAAACUACAAGAACGUCAUUGACGCUCUCGUGCGCAUCAGCAAGAGCGAGGGCGUCACGGCUCUCUGGGCUGGCUGCUUCCCCACCGUCGUCCGUGCCAUGGCUCUCAACUUUGGUCAGCUCGCCUUCUUCUCCGAGGCCAAGGCCCAGUUUGAGGCUCGCACCAACUGGUCGCUCAAGACGCGCACGCUCGCCGCGUCGGCCGUCGCCGGCUUCUUCGCUUCGUUCUUCUCGCUCCCCUUCGACUUUGUCAAGACUCGCCUCCAGAAGCAGACCAAGGGACCCCAGGGCCAGCUCCAGUACACCGGCAUGUUUGACUGCUUCCGCAAGGUCGCUAAGCAGGAGGGCCUUGGGCGCUUCUACCGUGGCUUCGGCACUUACUACGUCCGCAUUGCCCCUCACGCUAUGAUCACCCUCCUCGUUCUCGACUACCUUGGUUUCCUCACCAAGUAA
Molecule: messenger RNA, 921 nt
Organism: Cutaneotrichosporon cavernicola
Lineage: Eukaryota; Fungi; Basidiomycota; Tremellomycetes; Trichosporonales; Trichosporonaceae
Exons: 2
Coding region: 1-921 (306 amino acids)
Biological process (GO): transmembrane transport
Molecular function (GO): transmembrane transporter activity
Source: RefSeq, a predicted model, not a curated record